CCCCAGGUCACCGACAUAGUGACGGCUACAACAUCAUAGAUAGAUAUACACUAUGCUUUAUCGAAUAACGAAAUACAACAGCUGAGCAUGCCAAGUUCUAAGUGUUCUCUUGGAUGUGAUAUCGGAGGAUCCAUGUUUUGGCGUGGUUACAGCAGUCAAUCCUACAAGAAACAGGUUUCACCACACAACCCGUCGAGAAGGACCUACGUCCGAUCCAGCUGUAUCGCCCUCUAUGAGCAACUUAAAUAAAACGAUGAAAAGACCUCGUUUUCGUGACAUUAAUGCUUGAGAAGCUCUUAGAAAUUAUAAUCUUAACUUUCCAGAUCUUAUCUACCUUCUCCCAGGAUGCCUUGUCCUCGCUGUACCUAACCCACUGGAUAUACAGCUCGGUGCCGGUCUUAGUUGGCUUGUGUUCGAGUAUCUUGAAGAUAAAGAGAGAGUCCUCUGAGAGUCGAGCGCGUAUUCGAGAGGUGACUGUGACUGAUGAGGAAGCUCAAGCCGCGGAGGCCAUCGUUCGAGCGCGUUGGAGUGAGGUGAUUGUGACUGAGGAACUCAAGUCGAGGAGACAACUGUACGAGCGCGUUGGAGUGAGGGGAAGCAUAAGCCGCUGUUCGAGUAGAUCAGCCGAGGGCGGUCUGCGGGGUGAGCGCGAUGGAAAGCUCUAUCUGCAGAUGAAGAUGGAGACCUCGGUCCGAACCGUCAGGGGGAUAACACUAAAUCUACAAUGCAGGGAUGCCUUUGUGUAUAAUCUAGGGUUGCGGUUGGACCUGGUGGUCCUUCUCGUUAUACCAGGCAAGUUGCUGGCACUGCCGCCGCCGGCCUUGAAUUUCACUCUGGUUCACAGCCCCGCCCGGAUCAGAAGAAGGCACAACUCCAUUGAAGGCUUCUUCCUCUUUUCCUUCCACUUCCCUCCAGCUUCAGCAUCAUCACCAUUUAACCCUCAACGACAACAACAUCUACCAUCUUCAACAAAGGAGGAAAAGGAAAAGAAGGUGUCUAUCAAACGCUGCCAAGACCCUGCCUCCAUUACCGAGAUCCUCCACCCAAAGACCACCGCCGGGAGCGGAAGGGUUUCAUUGCUAUGCUCAGAGCAAUUCACCUAUGUCGAUAAAAAUGGCCGCACCGAGAUGAAAGAUCGACUAUGCUAUAUACUCCAGAAAGAACUUCAAGAUGCCAAUGAACCACUUGUCUACGCGUUCUUGGAGAGGAACAGAGGCCUAAACAUGUUCCAAAGUACUACCUCUAGCAACGGCAUCCAUGUCCAGAAGAUCCUCGACCACGCCCCCAAGGAUGUACCGCACCCAGACCGCUUCCUCGUACAACUCCAGGGCCGCCGCAAAUCUGAGGCAGAAUGGAGGCCUGUUGAACAAGUCCACAUCUACCACGCAACAGAUAUCGCGCUGUACUGUUGCAAGAAUAACAUAACCUUGAACCCUAACUGCGACUACGACUUCGAACCUACGAGUAAUCCUGAUAUAUGGCCUGAUGAGUAUAUAAUUAUGCAGAGCUUUAAGAAAAGUGAGGAGGAGACCAAGCAAGCUGCAGAGGAGGCCAAGUCGGUCGUAGAGGGGAGCAACAACGAGACCGAGCACGAGAUAAUCAUUAUAUCUGAUGAUAAUAGUGGCGAUCAGGGCGACGACGAGAUGGGAGAUUAGAGUUGAGGCACGUUGAAGACGGCCAGGAUGCGUGAGCUGAUUGCUUUGUUUAUCCUGCAGUUAGCAAAAAAAUACCUAAUACAUAACCAGUUGCCCAAUUCCCCCACGCUUGCCUAGGUACAUUGCCACUGACAUCCCGACACCGUGUUUAAUGUGUUU
Molecule: messenger RNA, 1814 nt
Organism: Fusarium redolens
Lineage: Eukaryota; Fungi; Ascomycota; Sordariomycetes; Hypocreales; Nectriaceae
Exons: 5
Coding region: 282-1655 (457 amino acids)
Source: RefSeq, a predicted model, not a curated record